This is a messenger RNA of Meloidogyne enterolobii, 880 nucleotides long. Lineage: Eukaryota; Metazoa; Nematoda; Chromadorea; Rhabditida; Meloidogynidae. The record is from the annotation of a GenBank genome assembly.
UUUUCAAAAAAAAAUCUUAAAAAUGACUAAACUAGGAUGGAGUGAGGAAAACAACAAUAAUACAACCAACAAUAACAACAACAAAAAUAUUUCUUUACAAUUAUUAGAGUUUCAUCCAUUUUCACAUUCACCAUUUGCCUCCUGUAGAGAGACUCCUCUUCCAUCACUUGAAAAUGAAAUGCGCAAAAUCCCAUCCCAGCCCUUACCUAAUAAAAAAGAAGCUGAAGAAACUCGAAGUUUGGAUAGGCAUUUAUUUAGUGUAAGAUGGAAUAAAAGAGGAACUAGUACAACAAAAAUAAAUUCUAAAAAUAAUAUUAGACCUUCAUUAAAAGCUACAACAACACAAAUUUUGGAGAAAAGGAAGAAUAAUAAUUUAAUUUGUGAUAAUUCUAAUGGAGGAGAUGAUUUUGAUUCACCAGCCGUUGCUUUAAUCGAUCCUUGUACAUCCUCAGCUUCUAGUCCAGCUACUGCUGCCGUUCAAAAUUCAAGUUGUAUUCAACAACAACCUUCAGUUCCUCAACGAUUAGCUUGUUUCUUGUCAAAACGUCUAAAAAGAACCAAAAGUUUUCCUAAACUUGCAAGUGCUCUAAGUAGAGAUAAACUUACUGCAACAACAACAACAACAUUAAAUGGUAUUGGUAAACAAGGAGAACAUCAAUUAAAAAUCAGAGCAAGUCUUGGUUCGAAUGCGUUGAGAACGGAUCAACAACAACAACAACAAAGAAAUCAACCUUUAAGUCUAUACUUGCCUGGUCCAACAGAAGAAAAAUUAAAAACAUCUAGAUCAUAUGAAUCUUUAUUGUUAUUAAGCCAAGCAGGAGGAUGUAAUAAUAGCAGUGUUUUACAAAAAAGUGAGUUUUCUUUUUUAAAAAAUUUUUAA